AUGGCGAUGGAUUUUAUCUUAUCAAGAUCCACAGCAUUCCAGCUGGUCUCCCUAGUUAUUCUCUCAUGCUUCAUCCUCGAUCUCGAUGCUUCUAGUAGCGGGCCCUCGCACAAGGUCGACAGCAGCCUUGAACUCUUGCAUGCGGUAGCGAAGCUGCGGCAGGCGGUUAGAACAUCCUCCCUUCAGGAAGCAGCGGACUGCUCGGGCGAGCCUGGAGGGUGCUUCGGCACCCACCGCGCUAUCCAUCAGCUACUUCCGCUGAUCAUCUUUGGCUUCAUUGGAGCAGGUUUCUACUGGUCGUACCUGCGAUUUGUUUACCCUCAGGGUCGGGCCAAGAAGGCUGUAGCCGAGCAGCCGAGGACGGUGGUGUUUGCUCCUUCCCAGAAGAUCUAUGACACUUUCGGUCAAGAGAAUGCCCCGAACCUUGUUUGA
This is a messenger RNA of Guillardia theta CCMP2712, 432 nucleotides long. RefSeq lists its product as hypothetical. The coding region runs from base 1 to 432 and encodes 143 amino acids. The record is from RefSeq and is a predicted model, not a curated record. Lineage: Eukaryota; Cryptophyceae; Pyrenomonadales; Geminigeraceae. The transcript has 6 exons.